Messenger RNA from Saccostrea echinata, 1607 nucleotides. Its product is annotated as ras-related and estrogen-regulated growth inhibitor-like. Bases 385 to 1095 code for a protein of 236 amino acids. NCBI's taxonomy places the organism in Eukaryota, Metazoa, Mollusca, Bivalvia, Ostreida, Ostreidae. The transcript is spliced from 4 exons. The record is from RefSeq and is a predicted model, not a curated record. Gene Ontology annotation, molecular function: GTPase activity; GTP binding.
AUCAAAGAGGGCAAAACUGACAGUUUGAGACAAAAGGUUUGUUUCUUUUGUGACGUCUGAUAUAGAGUUUGGAUCUUCUUGGUAUACAAAAGGCACUCGGCAACUGCUUUUGAAAUACUGCAUAUUGUGUGAGGGCGAACCGCAAACCCAGAAAAAAAUAGGCAAGAUCGAAAUAUUCAACUAGACGUUUGAUUUUCUCCAUGGAUAUUUUACGAAUUAAUUCAGUUCUGACAUAUUCAUAAGGAAUUACUUCAACAUAUAUGGAUUAAAAGUGUCGCUCAAACUUUAUGGUAGAUAAACUAUUUUGUAUAUAGAUAAAAAGAACUGGUGAUUAUAUUUUACUUAAAAAUUGUGAACUCUGCUAAAUAAAAGAGGCAGAUCUAAAUGACAGUGCACGGCGUGGACGUCGUUGUGAUGAACUACAGAGGAGCGGGGUCGAAUGGGGCAAGGGGUCGAGGUCAAUCAAUUAAUGACAACAGCGUCUGUAAGAUCGUUGUCCUGGGAUGCCCGGGGGUUGGGAAAACAGCCUUGACGGUGCGCUAUUUGACGAAACGUUUCAUUGGGGAAUAUAGUCCAACGUUAGAGAGUAUUUACAAGUUGCAGACGACAGUUGACGACGAUGACGUCAGACUGGAGAUCCUGGACACAGCAGGGCAGGAUCAGGAAUAUUGGAAAGAUGGCUACGCACUGUGGGCCGAUUGUUUUGUCUUUGUGUAUUCCAUUACGGACAGAAGCAGCUUCGAGGAAAUAAUCAAACUAAAGCGACAAGUGGAAACUAUCCGAAGAUCCACGAACAUUUCCGGAAUCCUUGUCGGAAACAAACUAGACCUACUUCACGAUCGACAGGUUCCCGCCUCGGACGGAACGGAACUUGCCGAUGAGAUCGGCUGUAAGUUUUACGAAGUUUCGGCCGCGGACUGGACACAAGUGUCUGAUAUAGACGUCAUGUUUCAGGACUUGUUUCGGGAAUACCGGCGAGCUAAAAUGGCCCGUGAGGGGCGGCAGAGAAAAACAAGUUCAUCUGUGAAGUUCAAGCAAGCCAUACAAAAGGUCAUAUCCGGAAAAGCGCCUGUAAAGAAAACGCUGAGUGCAUGAUUCAGUGGAGUGGAUCUAGGUUUUAAUCAAUAAUUCAUCAUUCUUGUAUAUAUAUUUUUUACGAUUGAAAAGCUUAAAUAUUAUUUUACUUCAAUUAAAGCCAUAUUAGUGACCUACCCUUUGAUGAAAGAAAAUCAACUUCAUCAAAAUCUGAAAAUGCAAUGACUUUCAAUUUCAUACUUAAUACUGUACAUGUAAUACUAGUAAACGAUAUUCUAAAGGGGUUUGAUCCGUCAUCAAUUUUUUCUUUCUAAUAUGUUUUUGAAAUUUUGAAUUCAAGAGAGUGUUGAAGCCAUUAAUUAAAACUUUUAGGUAUAUCAAUCAAUAUUCUUGUUAGUAAAGAAAGACCAAUAAUUGUACACUUUUUGAUCAACAACAUUAUGAUUAAGUGUGACGUUACGCUAGAAAAUAAUAUUUAUUGUAUGUAACGAUUGUUUGAAUGAAAAUGUAGUUUCUAAUGAUGGUCUGUGAUAUAUGAUUUAUGUAUGAGGAUAUAAAACAAUCAUUAUAUU